AUGCUAACCUCGGGUGACUGCCUGGCCAUGAUACAGUGUGUUAGCGUAAUCUGCCUUGUAAAUUGUGAGUCACUGGCCAUGAUUCAAGUCGCAGAUACAUUUCCGUGCUGA
Colletotrichum abscissum is the source of this 111-nucleotide messenger RNA. RefSeq lists its product as uncharacterized. The coding region runs from base 1 to 111 and encodes 36 amino acids. Lineage: Eukaryota; Fungi; Ascomycota; Sordariomycetes; Glomerellales; Glomerellaceae. The record is from RefSeq and is a predicted model, not a curated record. The transcript has a single exon.